Amphiprion ocellaris (clown anemonefish) is the source of this 2113-nucleotide messenger RNA. RefSeq names its product UNC93-like protein MFSD11. The coding region runs from base 309 to 1649 and encodes 446 amino acids. Lineage: Eukaryota; Metazoa; Chordata; Actinopteri; Pomacentridae. The transcript is spliced from 13 exons. The record is from RefSeq and is a predicted model, not a curated record.
ACGGUGGAAGGAAGACCGCAAAAAAUAAUUAAAGUCACAAGUUGUCAUGCGUACUUUGUAAAAUAGGAGGGAAGAAUCCCCGUGACACUAUUAGGAUCUGUGUAUUACCCAGACUCUCCACUGCUCCUGUUUUGGCUGUUGUUUACGCAUGAGACUGUAACCAAACAGUUGGUAAAGUCAAUUUUACUGGCGCAACUCUGCCGAAAUGGAUUUAUCCGAGUGCAUAUGGUAGUGUUAAGAGUUAGAGACGGGCCAUUAGAAGCAGUAAUAAAUUUAAAAUGUAUUGGUAGGACGAUUAAGAAGUCACCAUGGGAGACAGAAGGACUUUCAACGUUGUGAUUUUGGGUGUGGGGUUUUUGUUCAUUUUCACUGCUUUCACCACCUGUGGGAACAUUGAACAAACUGUAGUGAAAACCCUUGAAAAUGCCACUUUUACUGGAAGUGGGUACCACAGUCUCGGAAUCAUCUAUGGAGUCUUUUCAUUUGCCAAUCUAAUUGCAUCAACGGUCGUUACAGUAAUUGGAGCAAAAAUUACCAUGUUUUUGAGUGGCCUACUUUACAGUGGUUACAUUGCAGUGUUCAUCAUCCCAACAACCUGGGCCUUUUACCUCACAUCUGUGCUCAUCGGCAUUGGGGCGGCCUUGCUCUGGACAGCUCAAGGACACUUUCUAGUGGAAAAUUCUGAGGUUUCCACCAUCAACAGGAACACUGGGAUGUUCUGGGGUCUCCUACAGUGCAGCAUGUUGUUUGGCAAUCUGUACAUUUAUUUCGCCUGGAAUGGACACACAGAAAUAUCCGACGGCAGCAGGAGAACCCUUUUUCUGGCCCUGCUGGUUGCCUCCGUCCUCGGCACGCUCAGCUUCCUGGUGCUGAGGAAGGUUCCACAUGAAGAGGAGAUGCUCUCCGACGAAGAGGGGCAGUCGCUGCUCCCGACACGCACCAUGUACAAGCGCAGAGCAAAUACUGCCAUGCAGGACACCAAGUCAGAAUUCAAAACCAUCCUGCAACUGAUAAAAACUAAAACUAUACUGCUACUGAGUCCCUGCAUGGCAUACAGCGGCCUUGAGCUAUCCUUCUACAGUGGAGUCUAUGGGACGUGUAUCGGUGCUACUGCUCAGUUCGGUGCAGCCGCUAAAGGCUUGAUCGGGAUCUCUGGGAUCGUGGUAGGCAUUGGAGAAAUAGUGGGUGGAGGCUUCUUUGGAUUGAUAUGUAAGAACAAUCGCUUCAGACGGACAUCUGUGGUGUUUCUGGGAAUGGUUGUCCAUUUUGUCGCGUUCUAUUUGAUCUUCCUCAACAUCCCGGAUGAUGCUCCUGUCGCCUUUGAAACCAACGCCCUAACAAGCCCAUAUCUGACUCCGAGCGUAUCCAUCGCCCUGCUGUGCAGCUUCCUGCUCGGACUUGGGGACAGUUGCUUCAACACACAGCUCUACAGCAUCUUAGGCCACGUUUAUGCCGAACAAUGCUCGCCCGCGUUUGCUAUCUUCAAAUUCAUCCAGUCCAUUUUUGCAGCAGUGGCGUUCUUCUACAGCGGCUACCUCCUGCUGAUGUGGCAGCUCCUCCUCAUGGUCGUUCUGGGCUUCGCUGGAACGCUCUGCUUCUUCGUGGUGGAGCGGAUGCAGAGCCUCUCCUUAGAUUUACAGGAAUAUUAGAAAGAAGACAAUUUCAUUUCAGAAUCGAUUAUUUUCUGGGUCUUUUCGGGAGGAUGUGAGGCGGUUAGAAAACCAGUUCUACAUCUUUUAUUUCAUGAAGUUUUAUUUUGUCUGUCCAUUAUUAUACACUAAAGGCCAUAUACAUUUGGAGAACGUCCAGAAUACUUUCCGUUGAUGCCACUACUGAACCCAAGCUGCCUUAAAGAAAACCUUUGAAUAGUGUUACAUUGUAUUGCUUCUAGCUCAUAUUUGUAAUAAUGAGUGUUGAAUAUAUUAUCUUCCUUAACUGAUACUUUAGAAUUUUUAAAGCUGUUUAUAGUAUUAAGAUGAGAAUAUACUAAUUAAUGCCUGACAAUCACUACUCUCUGUAUGUUUUUUAUAUAAAUUUUGCAUUGUAAUGUCAGUGUUUUUCCCUCAGUUUUGUGAGUCUUUGAUGAAUAAAGUUUUAUGAAUUUUGAAACUGA